AUCACAAAGGAUCCUCAAUGUGGAUCGUCAAUCCUUACUUUUUUCCCCAUUUGAAGUGAAAUAGUGACCUAAAUGAACAUAAAAUUGGCAAAAAUGCCAAAACGCCGAGCGGAAGAGACUCCGGAGGUCGGCAGACUGGUGGACUCGAGCCAGGCGGAUGACAGGCGGAUGAUACAGCUGGUGCGCGAGCGCAGGCUUCUGUACGCCAGGAACAACAUGCCGGUGGCUUCCUACUAUAGCCAGGUGAAGCAGUUGUGGCAAGAGGUGGCGGACCAUAUGGGGUGGACUGUGGCCGACGUUCGUCGCAAGUGGUCCCACAUCCGCAACUCGUACUCCCGUCACCUCAGGAACGAGGUCAGCGGCGCCGUGACGGGCCGAGGCCGGAUGGUCUCGAGGUGGUACCUGGCUGAUGAGCUGGACUUCCUUAGAGACCACAUGGCGACUGACGUGCGGCCAUCUCCCUGGGCCCCGACCUACCCCGACGCCGAAGGCAGCUCCAGCGACCACGUGGACAUCAAGCCCUUCAUGUCCAGCCCUUGGCUGGCCCUGGGCCAGAAGUUCGAGGUCAAGCCCGAACCUAAUGAGGACUCAUCCUCCUCCCUAUCCUUCGGGCCUGACGACACCUGCUCAUACUUCCAGUUCUUCAAAGGAAUUUAUAAUGACUACCAAGAAUUGCCUCUGAAAAAACGAAGACUCUUUAAAAGACAAUGUUUGAACUUACUCCAUGAGUUGUUAGAUGAUGAAGAAGGUCCGAUAGUGAUUCCUGAGUGUGUUCAGAGUGAGGAUCCUGUAAAUUUGUCGACGGGGGACGAUGAGGACGAAAGGGAGAAGAAGCCUUUUCUUCCUGAAGUUUCUAUCUUGCCCACGAAAUAGUAG
Molecule: messenger RNA, 876 nt
Organism: Cydia amplana
Lineage: Eukaryota; Metazoa; Arthropoda; Insecta; Lepidoptera; Tortricidae
Exons: 3
Coding region: 73-873 (266 amino acids)
Source: RefSeq, a predicted model, not a curated record